CCUACCGACUUCCAUAACUCAUUCACUCAAUUCGUCAUGAAAACCCUAAUUGUGCUUGCUAUUACGUUCCUUUCCCUCUCCCUGAACGUUGCCGCAAUCCAAAUCCUCUCCAAGUCGAAAGUCAAAAAAUGCGAAAAGGUCUCAGAAUCGGAUGGGCUCAACUGCACUUCGAAGAUUGUUCUUGAGUUGGCUGUCCCCAGUGAAUCAAGUGGGAGGGAGGCGUCGAUGGUGGCGGAGGUAGUAGAAGCGGAGGAGAAUUCUACCAGCCACAUGCGUACUCUACGAGUCCCUCCGGUGAUAACUAUUAAUAAAUCUGCGGCUUAUGCAUUGUACGAAUUGACAUACAUACGAGAUGUCGCUUAUAAACCCCAGGAAUUUUAUGUUAAAACACGAAAAUGUGAGCCUGAAGCUGGAGCAGAUGUUGUUGAAAUUUGUGAGAGGUUGCGAGAUGAGAAUGGUCACAUCAUUGAGCAUACUCAGCCUACUUGCUGUCCUUGCGGAGACCAGCGCAGGGUCCCAUCAUCUUGUGGAAACUUUUUUGACAAGUUGAUGAAAGGGAAGGCAAAUACAGCACACUGUCUUCGUUUUACAGAUGAUUGGUUUCAUGUCUUCGGUAUUGGAAAGCGGUCCAUUGGAUUUAGUAUCAGAAUUGAGAUUAAGACAAGAUCAAAAACAUCGGAAGUGAUAGUGGGGCCUGAAAAUAGGACUGCAAUAUCAAGGGAUAAAUUUUUGAGGGUAAACCUGGUUGGGGAUUAUGUGGGAUACUCUGAUAUUCCGUCGUUCGAUGAUUUCUACCUUGUUAUUCCUAGACAGGUCAGUCCAGGUCAACCACAAUAUCUUGGAAGCAACUUUUCAAUGUGGAUGCUCCUUGAAAGAGUCAGGUUUACGCUGGAUGGUCUUGAAUGCAACAAAGUCGGUGUUGGUUAUGAGGCUUUUAACAUGCAGCCAGACUUUUGUGCUGCACCAUUUUGGAGUUGCUUGCAUAAUCAACUGUGGAACUUUUGGGAUGCGGACCAGAAUCGAAUUAGUCGGAAUCAGGUUCCUCUUUAUUGUGUGCAAGGGAGGUUUGAAAGGAUAAAUCAACAUCCAAAUGCUGGAAGUCAUGCAUUUUCAAUAGGGAUCACAGAAGUUCUUAACACAAACCUUUUGGUGGAAUUGAGAGCUGAUGAUAUAGAAUAUGUGUAUCAAAGGAGUCCAGGGAAAAUUUUAGGUAUCACAGUGCCAACUUUUGAAGCUCUGACACAAUUCGGGACUGCUACAGUUACUACAAAAAACAUUGGUGAAGUCGAAGCAUCCUACAGCCUUACUUUUGAUUGCUCAUCUGGUGUCAGCCAAAUGGAGGAACAAUUUUACAUAAUGAAGCCACAAGAAGUAAUUACUCGGUCAUUCAAACUCUACCCAACGACUGAUCAAGCUGCAAGAUAUGCAUGUGCAGCCAUAUUGAAAGACUCUGAUUUCAGUGAAGUUGAUAGAGCAGAGUGUCAAUUUACAACUACAGCUACUGUUCUUGAAAAUGGAUCACAGAUUCCUUUCCAACCUCCAAAGACCAUAAAUGGUUUCUUUGAAUCCAUUGAAGAGAUGUGGAACAAGCUUUGGGCUGGCUUGGCGGAUUUCAUAACUGGAAAAAGUUGCAGAAGGAGAUGCUCUCGAUUUUUUGAUUUCAGCUGCCAUAUACAAUAUAUCUGCAUGAGUUGGAUUUUGAUGUUUGGUCUAUUUUUAGCAAUCUUUCCAACAGCUAUUCUGCUACUUUGGCUUUUACAUCAAAAAGGACUUUUUGAUCCUAUAUACGACUGGUGGGAGGAUCACAUAUGGACUACCAAAGAGAAACGGGGAGACAUAUGGAAGCAUGCCAGAGAUGCUGACCUUUCACUCAUCCGCAUGAAGAAAAGUCAUAGGCAUGAAAAGAGACAUCACAAGCAUGAUGCACAAAGGAAGCGAAAUAGUGUCAGUGGGCACAGGCACAACAGCAGAACAGCGGAAAGUGAUUAUCAUUAUUAUCUUCAUCAUGUUCAUAGGGAGAAGCAUAAGCAGGGAAGAGCCAAGGACUUGGCAGUCUCAGGGAAAGCUCACUUGUGUAGAGGAGAGGACGACAGAGCUAGACAUCAUAGAAGAAGAAAAGGAUAAAAGGCUAUAACAGGCACAGGGGGCCAGCAGUGAGGACAAGAUGAAUAUUUAAAGAAACAAGAAUCCCAUCUUGGAUUAUAACGUGAGUGCAAAAUGGAGAGAAUAGCAUAUUGGAGAACUAUAUUCAAUGUUAUAGUGUGAAGCACCUAUCUCUUCGUUAAUCCUACUCCAUUUUUGUUUGCAAAAUCACACCUCCCUCGCUUCUCAGACCAGUUCCGAUGAUUGAACUUGGACAUAAAAAGACUAAUACUGGAAACACUUUUGUGCUAGUAACAGCUAUACUUACUCUGAGAAGAUGUAUGUUUUGUUUCCUCCGACAUUCUUCUCCUUUUCUUUUUCUCUGUUUCCCUAGACCUCUUUUUUGUGUGUGUAUAUGUGUAAGAACCAAAAUUUUGUCACAUACUGAUCAAAAUAUCACCAAAUCAGUUAAUAUGGUGGAAGGAGGUUGUUGCUAUGUCCUUGCUGAUUGCUUCAUUGAUUCUUCAAAUUCUCUGGCAGCUUGAGGACAUUGA
Sesamum indicum (sesame) is the source of this 2636-nucleotide messenger RNA. It is a transcript of the gene HAP2, whose product is annotated as hapless 2. NCBI's taxonomy places the organism in Eukaryota, Viridiplantae, Streptophyta, Magnoliopsida, Lamiales, Pedaliaceae. The record is from RefSeq and is a predicted model, not a curated record.